AUGGACUACUAUACAAAAUGGGCAGAAGCUGCUGCAUUGUACACCAAGUCUGCUAUAGAAGUUGCACAAUUCCUCACAACUUUGUUUUCCCAACACGGACUGCCCGUGCUUGUUAUGUCAGACCAAGGCAGGGAAUUUGUCAAUUGCCUCAACCACAAAUUAUUUGAAACAACAGGAGACAACCAUCUAAUUUCAACAGCCUACCAUCCCCAAACCAACGGCCUCAUUGAGAAGUUCAAUCAGACUCUACAAAGAUCCCUUCUGAAGAUGGUUGGAGAGAACCAGGGUGACUGGUUCAAGUACUUGGACUCAGUAUUGUUUGCAUAUAAUACCAGUAAACAAGCAUCAUCAAAAUAUUCGCCAUUUUCCCUCCUUUAUGGACGAGACGCAAGACUUCCUGUUGAUCUGCUAGCAAAGCCAAAAGCACAAAUUGGUUUAUGGAGACAUAAAGUCAUGAUUGAGCUUAGUCGUAUUGACUAUUGA
Corticium candelabrum is the source of this 483-nucleotide messenger RNA. RefSeq lists its product as uncharacterized. Bases 1 to 483 code for a protein of 160 amino acids. The transcript has 2 exons. Lineage: Eukaryota; Metazoa; Porifera; Homoscleromorpha; Homosclerophorida; Plakinidae. Gene Ontology annotation, molecular function: nucleic acid binding. Gene Ontology annotation, biological process: DNA integration. The record is from RefSeq and is a predicted model, not a curated record.